Pteropus alecto (black flying fox) is the source of this 5352-nucleotide messenger RNA. It is a transcript of the gene TTLL12, whose product is annotated as tubulin tyrosine ligase like 12. Lineage: Eukaryota; Metazoa; Chordata; Mammalia; Chiroptera; Pteropodidae. Gene Ontology annotation, biological process: protein modification process. The coding region runs from base 2455 to 4254 and encodes 599 amino acids. The transcript is spliced from 14 exons. The record is from RefSeq and is a predicted model, not a curated record.
GCUGGAGCGCGAAGCGCGGGCCCUGGGCGCACCGGGGGUGGACCGCUCUCGACCCUUCUGCUGGGAAGGGCGCGGUCUGCGGGCGGGCCUCUGGCCGAGGACCGCUGGGGUGCAGCUGCGGGAGGCCGCGCUGGGUCCGCCUGGGGAAGGCACGGAGGCCUCCUGGAGGACACGUGCAGAUGAGGGUGGGAGGGUGUCCGGCACCUCGCGGUGUGAGUGCGCGAUCCAGGGCCGGGAACUUGUGCCCAGCCCGGCAGGCCUCGGUGAGACGCUCAGGGGUGUGUGGCUCGGGGAGCUGAGGGUGGUGUGGAUGAACAAGCCAAGGAGGCAGAGGUUCGGCGAUGAGGAGCCACAAUGCUGUGAUGACCGACUUUAGGAGUCAUCUAAAGUUUGGGGCCCGAGAGUGGCAGCCAGAGCCCCAUACCUGUGGCCCUGGGCCUGCCAGCACCUAGGGCUGGGCCGGGGCUGGGCCAGGGCUGCGGAGUCACAGAAUUAAAACGAACUUUGGCUCCCCCUGUGUGCCAGGUCUACGCUGACCUCGCCACACCUCCGAGCCCCCCAGCUGUGAGAAAUAAGUUGUCACCCCCAGUAGACAGUUAAGAAAACUGAUGCUCCAGAACAGGAAGUGAGUCUCUCCCAAGGUGUGUCAGACUUUAGAACUGACCGCUUGCUUUCAGCCACUGCCUCGGGGAGAAGAGGAGCCCCAUGAGUUUGUGUGGCUUUAUGUUUCCUCAUUCGAUUGGAGCCUGGCUCACCUUCAUUUUACAGAUUAAAGGAAACAGGGUGAGAGGUGGAAAAGGAAUGUGAGGAAAAAUGAAAAGGUCUUAAGUGCGUCUCCAAUCGCUCCCUUUCUGCGGGCAGAGCUGCAUCCUGCUCGCCAGCUGCUCUAGCCUGGACCGCCAAAGGGUCUCCCGACAGGUCCCAGCUGAGGGGUGGGCCCUAGUUUUGGGUGGUUUGCCCAGGUGCCGAAGCCAGAACACGUUCACGGGCCAGCCGCCUUCUCUUUUGCUGGAACCAGCCUCCUCUUCAGGGGGCUGCCUCCUGGGGCCGAGACAGAGGAAGCAGUGCAGGUGAUCAGGUGGGGACUCCAGAGCCAGGAAGGGGGUGUCCCCUGGGUCUGGCUGCUGGACAGACCCCUCUCACUCAGCCAGUUUAUCUGUAAAAUCUGGGUGGGCCAGGUGCCUCCUUUCUCAGAACACAGGUAGUUGCUAUGAAAAAGAUACACUGUCAGGGGCAGGCAGACAGUAGUAACCUAGCUUUUGUAACAGUGAAUUUCCUUCCCCCAGUGACUUGCCUUGUCUUCCGCCAGCAUUUCCUGAGCACUUGCCCUGGUUCCAGGCCUGUGCUGGGGUGGGAGGGGACCCCAGCCAUUUGUUAGGGUGGAUAAACAGGGCCCCCCUGUGCUGGGUGAAGGGAGCACGACGUGGGAAGGCCUGGCUCCAGCCAGCCAGCCAGCCAGCCAGCCAGCCUCCGAGGGUGAAAAUCCUAUGACACUGGGGCAAGUCACUCACCCCACUGAGCCUCCAUCUGGAGAACGUGGACUAUGGAAGGCGGCCCCAGCUCCCACUAUCUUGGCGGGGAUGGGGUAGGGAGGCAUGAGAUAAGUUUCGGCCAAUGCCUAGCACGUAGUGGGCAGUCCUCAGACUGUAGUGUCCCCCUGCCCUGUUUGCCAUUGCUCUGCUAAGGGGCAGCCAGUGUUUUUCCAUGACCCUCCCCUGCCAUUAUGGGUUAUGGGAAGAGCUGUGAGUCAUCACGUUGCCAGACCCAAACCUGCAGCCAUUGUUCCGAGUGAAACCAGCUAUUGCUGCUGCUGCGGGCCCAGGUGUAGGGGAGGGCACACGCCAGCAGGACGGGCACCUGCACCAUUGGCAAGGCCCAUGAUGCUGGUUCCUUGUCUGGAAAAAUCGGUUCCUUUGGAAAGGAUGGGGGAAGCGUUUUAAAAUUUCAACUCUUCCUGUCCGCAUGCACUUCCCAGCCAGGGAGAUGCCGGACCUCAGGCAGGCCCUCUGUCUCCCUCCCUCCCGUCAGGUUUGGGGACUGAGAGCUGGAGGUUUGGGGUUCUGGGUUGGAGCCCUGGCUGUGAAUUCCAGCCCUCUGAGCCGCUUUCCUAAUAUGUAACUGGGAGGUGGGGCAGUGUGCCCCCCACCCCAACCCCCGGGCUCUCUGAGGGUUAAAGGAGAACCCAGAAAGAGCCCAAGGCUGGUCUCAUCCCACAGCCCGCUCUGCCCCGCGCACUGGCUCUGCAGCUCCCUGCCCGGAGCCCUUCCACCCGCACCCCGAGUUCUCCCUCUUCCCCUGGCGCUCACCUCUGAAGUUUCCAAAAUCUUCCCGCCCUCCAGGUUCAGCCCCAUUUACCUGGUCCUCUCUUCGCCCCCCAGGGCAAGAUCAUGAGUGACUCAUCCUCAAGGCCCCAGCACAGGAGCUGCUUGUGCCUGGCUGGCCAGCUGCGUUGGGAUGAGUUUUCCUUCUGUUUUUAGUAGAGAUGUUUUCGACGCGGGGGAGAUGUUCGGGAUAAUGCAGGUGGAAGAAGCCGAGGAGGAGGGCGAGGAGGAGGCAGCGCGAGAAGCACGGGAGAAGCCGCCCAACCCGGGCGUCGAGCUCUGCUACAAGGUCAUCGUGACCAACGAGGACGGGCUCCAGGCGGCCGACCCCAACAGCAUCUUCCUCAUUGACCAUGCCUGGACGUGCCGCGUGGAGCACGCCCGCCAGCAGCUGCAGCAGGUGCCUGGGCUGCUACACCGCAUGGCCAACCUGAUGGGCGUCGAGUUCCACGGCGAGCUGCCCAGCCCUGAGGCCGUGGACCAGGUGCUGGAGGAGAUGUGGAAGUUCAACCAGACCUACCAGCUGUCCCACGGGACGGCCGAGGAGAAGGUGCCGGUGUGGUACAUCAUGGACGAGUUCGGCUCCCGCAUCCAGCACUCCGACGAACCCAGCUUUGCCACCGCACCCUUCUUCUACAUGCCCCAGCAGGUGGCCUACACGCUGCUGUGGCCCCUGAGGGACCUGGACACAGGAGAGGAGGUGACCCGGGACUUUGCCUAUGGAGAGGCCGACCCUCUGAUCCGGAAGUGCAUGCUGCUGCCCUGGGCCCCCGCCGACAUGCUGGACCUCAGCUCCUGCACGCCCGAGCCACCCGACCAGCACUACCAGGCCAUUUUGGAGGAAAACAAAGAGAAGCUGCCACUCGCCAUCGAUCCAGUGGCUCGUCCCCGCGACCACAUCUUCAAGGUCUACACGGACGUGCAGCAGGUGCUCGACCACCUCACCCACCCGCGCUUCACCCUCACCCAGAGCGAGGCGGACGCCGACAUCCUCUACAACUUCUCGCACUUCAAGGACUACAGGAGGCUCAGCCAGCAGAGGCUAGCCCCUCAGGCCUGCCCUGUCAGUUCCUGGGGCCAGCAUCAGAAGGCUACGGUGACCAGGGCUUUGGCUUCCAUCGCACGCCGGGCAGGGGGCCCCGAGGGCCCGGCCUGGCUGCCCCGCACCUUCAAUCUGCACACGGAGCUGCCCCAGUUUGUCAGCUACUUCCAGCAGCGGGAGAGGCGGGGCGAGGACAACCACUGGAUCUGCAAGCCCUGGAACCUGGCCCGCAGCCUGGACACGCACAUCACCAAGAGCCUGCACAGCGUCAUCCGGCACCGCGAGAGCACCCCCAAGGUCGUGUCCAAGUACGUUGAGAGUCCCGUCUUGUUCCUUCGAGAAGACGUGGGGAGGGUCAAGUUCGACAUCCGCUACAUCGUGCUGCUGCGGUCGGUGAAGCCCCUGAGGUUGUUCGUGUACGACGUGUUCUGGCUGCGAUUCUCCAACCGGCCCUUCUCACUCAACGACCUUGACGACUAUGAGAAACAUUUCACCGUCAUGAACUACGAUCCAGAAGUGGUGCUGAAGCAGGUGCACUAUGAUGAGUUCAUCCCUGAGUUUGAGAAGCAAUACCCAGAAUUCCCCUGGAAAAGCGUGCAGGCUGAAAUCUUCCAGGCCUUCACGGAGCUGUUCCAAGUGGCAUGUGCCAAGCCACCGCCACUGGGCCUCUGCCACUAUCCCUCAUCCCGGGCCGUGUAUGCCAUCGACCUCAUGCUGAAGUGGGACAGCCGUCCAGAUGGGAAGCGAGCGAUGCAGCCACAGAUCCUGGAGGUGAACUUCAAUCCGGACUGUGAGCGAGCCUGCAGGUACCACCCGACCUUCUUCAACGACAUCUUCAGCACCUUGUACCUGGACGAGCCCAGCGACUGCCACGUCACACGCCUCAUCUAGGCAUUCACUGGCCCUCUGCUUGUGCUUGCGGCAGAGUCCAGCCUCAGGUCUCUGAGCUGCUUCUGCCAAGUUCCCCUCCUUCCGCCAUAGGUCAGGAGCAGGGUCACUCCUGGUGUCCCCAGGGCUGAGUGCCAGGCACCUCUGGUGCAGUGAUGAGUCUCAGCUCAGCCCAGGGCUUUAUUGCUGAGACUCUGAGUUCUGGGGAGCGCAACGAGGCGUCCUCAAAAACGGGGGUCCCCAGGGAGCCCACACGCUAACAGGGCCAGGCCGCUCUUCUCCAGAGAGUCUGCUCACGCACUGCGGCCCCUCGGAGCAGUCAGGGUCCCACGCCCCUCGCGGGACCCGUGCGACGGUCGUCCCCAGAACACCUUGGGGACGCUCCUUGCCAGGCCCCGUCUUCUCGCCCUGCCCCCCCAGCUCCGCCAGAACCCCCACCAGCAAACCCCCACCGCCCCUUGCUGCUGUUGCCUUUCCGUUUAUCGGGGACCCACUCGUCCGAGGUUGGGUGAUGCUUCAGCGAGGGGACUUGGACCAGCGCGGCAGCAGAGCACCAGGACGCCUUCGAAAGACAGUUCCAGCGAGGACUUCACGUCGGUCAGAGGCCACCUUCCGCCAGAGUCGAGUCUCAUUGUCGAAGUUUUGUUACUCUUUCAUGAUGGGAGGAAAAUAUAAAAUUCUCUUUCUUAACGUCGUUUCUGAAAUUCGGAGUCGGAUGCCAGCAUGUUGUGUAGCCGCCGUGCUUCCGGGCCCAGGUCACGGGACGGGGCGGGUGACUCCUGGAGCUCUGCUGUGAGAGUGUUGAGGGCGGGCGUGCUUGUCGAAGUCAGAAGCCGAGAGCACUCCGUGCAGCGGCCGGGACCUGGUCAGCAGGGACCUGGUUGUGCCUCCCUCUCCGCCUGUGCGGGUGUGUCUGUCCAUCCCCUGGUGACCAGAAUGACAGCCCUUCCGUCCGGCAGUGGGCGGGACACCUCAUCUCUGGUUUCCUCCCUGGGGGAGCUGUUGGCCUCCUGUCCCCUACUUCACUGGAUUUGUCCCACAAUAAAGUCAGCCUUCUGUACCUCGGCCUCCCUCUCUCUGGGGAGGCCUGGGACCACAGGC